Messenger RNA from Setaria italica (foxtail millet), 557 nucleotides. RefSeq names its product cytosolic sulfotransferase 1. The transcript has a single exon. Gene Ontology annotation, molecular function: sulfotransferase activity. Gene Ontology annotation, biological process: sulfation. The record is from RefSeq and is a predicted model, not a curated record. Gene Ontology annotation, cellular component: cytoplasm. NCBI's taxonomy places the organism in Eukaryota, Viridiplantae, Streptophyta, Magnoliopsida, Poales, Poaceae. The coding region runs from base 24 to 503 and encodes 159 amino acids.
UGUUUGGCAGGGACCCGAAGGACAUGCUAGUUUCUCUGUGGCACUUCACCAGAACGGUUCAACCCAACCUCACCUUCACCGACGUGUUCGAGAGCGCAUGCGAGGGCGUGUCUUUCAAUGGCCCCAUCUGGGACCAUGUCCUGGGGUACUGGAACGCCAGCAAGGAGAGCCCGGAGACGGUGCUGUUCCUGAGGUACGAGGAGAUCCUGCGCGACCCCGUCGAAAACGUGAGGAAGCUCGCGCUGUUCGUCGGGCAGCCGUUCUCGCCGGCCGAGGAGGACGCUGGGGUCGCGAUGGAUGUCGUGAGGCUCUGCAGCUUCGACAAGAUGAAGGGCUUGGAGGUUAACAAGAAGGCCGUCUCCCACGGCCUCUUCCCGAACAACUCCUACUUCAGAAGAGGGGAGGCCGGGGACUGGGCGAACCACAUGACGCCAGAGAUGGCCCGGCGUCUGGACGCCAUCAUGGAGGAGAAGCUCCGCGGGUCAGGCCUUUCCUUCGCGUGAUCGAUGUAUUGUUUGAGCCUAUGAAUAAAAGGGGGAAGCUCGCUGUAAGCUGAA